CUACACUUUAGGUACACUUAGGUAAUUACAUAGUGCUACUGGCCCUCAGAUAAAUUCAAGUAUAUUUACCAUGUACUUUACUAAAUUAAUGUCUGUACUCUUUUUUUUCAUCAGGCAGUGUGGUGCUUCUGCACAGUGGAAAUAUUUACAAGGCUCUGCUUCAAAUAUAUGAAGAAAAUGAGCCUUUUGUUAACAUCAAGGAUUUCUACCCCCGGGUGAAGAGGAUGUUUGCCGGGAUAACCAAGGCAUACACCGAAGAAUUUGCCAAGACCUACAAACUCUUUGAAACGACCACCGGAGAUAUAUCAGAGAUAGUCCCGGAGUAUCGGGAAGAUGUAGACUCCCUCACACCUUCACCUUCAAUAAUAAUUGAAGGGAAGGUGUGGGGUAGAGAAGAGAUCGAAGAUCUUAAAAAGGAAAAUCAAGAACAAAAAGUUGAGAUCGAAGAUCUCAUGAAAAAAUUAAAAGAAUAUGAGGAGACAGUGAAGGAACACAAACAACUGGAGCAUAGUCUGAAGGAAAGACUGAAGAAAUAUGAGGUAUGUAGUUAUUAAACAUAUAGUCUCUAGAGUGGAAUAUUGUUGCAAACAACCCUAUUUAAAGCUGGAGUAAUUGCUGACAUGAUUCAUCCUCCUGCUCCCUUGACUCCAUUGUCUUUGCUUGCUUUGCCUAUACCCCGUAACCCCAAUUUCACUGAUCCUGGUCUUACUUAGUCUACUGUGUUGUUCUUUGCCUUUGUUUCUCCCUUGUUAUCUCUGCUUCUGUUCUCUCUUUAUUUUUGUCUGUCUAUUCUUCAAUGAGAUAUUCGUGAUUUUUAUGUUAACUUUCAUAAACUCUAACCUUUAACCCUUAAGUUGCGCAACACAUCAUAUGAUGGGUUGAGUGACUUGCUGUAAAUUGCACAUCCCAUCAUAUGAUGUAUUGGAGUACUACGCAAGAUUUAAAACGGCC
This is a messenger RNA of Procambarus clarkii (red swamp crayfish), 951 nucleotides long. The record is from RefSeq and is a predicted model, not a curated record. NCBI's taxonomy places the organism in Eukaryota, Metazoa, Arthropoda, Malacostraca, Decapoda, Cambaridae.